AUGACAAAAUACAUCCUCGUUUCGGGUGGUGUAGUGAGUGGGAUCGGGAAGGGUGUCAUCGCCUCGUCGACGGGUCUCCUUCUCAAAACGACCGGUUUGAAGGUCACUGCAAUCAAGAUCGACCCCUACAUGAACAUCGACGCGGGCACGAUGCGGCCAACCGAACAUGGUGAGGUCUAUGUCCUCAACGAUGGCGGCGAAGUCGAUCUUGAUCUUGGCAACUACGAGCGAUACCUCAAUGUCACCCUUUCACGGGAUAACAACAUCACGACUGGGAAGAUAUAUAGGGAGGUCAUUGAGAAGGAGAGAAAAGGAGAAUAUCUGGGAAAGACCGUUCAGAUCGUCCCACACGUCACGAACGCGAUCCAAGACUGGAUCGAACGCGUCUCAAAAAUCCCCGUUGACGAGUCCGGAGAGGAGCCGGACGUGUGCAUUGUCGAGCUCGGCGGCACGGUGGGCGACAUUGAGUCGGCGCCGUUCGUGGAGGCGAUGCGACAGUUCCAAUUCCGGGUAGGGCACGACAACUUUGCGCUCAUCCAUGUUUCGCUCGUGCCAGACAUGCAUGGCGAGCAGAAGACGAAGCCGACGCAGACGACGGUGCACUCGCUCCGAGGGCUCGGGUUGCUGCCUGACCUAAUCGCGUGUCGCUUGCUAGUGCCCCAGCCGCUCAACCCCGCGACGAAGGACAAGAUCUCGAUGUUCUGUCACGUCGCGUCGGAGCAGGUAUUCGGUGUGCACGAUGUGUCAAGCGUGUACCACGUCCCUCUACUCCUGCAGAGCCAGGGCAUCGUCGAAUUCCUUGACCGCCGGCUCAAGUUGGGCGUAUGCCCGGACAACAAGAACGGAGGUAAGGGGGUCAGCGAGGAGAUGAAGAAGAAGGGUUUGGAACUCGAAGAAAGGUGGAGGGAUUUGACGUCUGGGCAAGAACGAUUAUUCGACACCGUCUCGAUCGCGCUUGUUGGAAAGUAUACGGACCUAAAGGACUCGUAUAUGAGUGUUACCAAGGCGCUCGAGCACUCUGCGUUCCGGGUGCACAGGAAGUUGACAAUCCAGUGGGUGGAAUCGUCCGACCUCGAGCCGGAAACACAAGAGUCGAAUCCGAAGAAGUACCACGACGCCUGGAGGGCCGUUGUUGGUGCCGGGGGUAUCCUUGUGCCUGGUGGAUUUGGACAUCGCGGUACGGAGGGCAUGAUGCUCGCCAUCAAGUACGCCCGAGACGCCAAAAUCCCCUUCCUGGGCAUUUGCCUUGGGUUCCAGCUCGCGGUCAUCGAGUGGGCGCGAAACGUGCUCGAUAUCUCCGACGCAACCUCUGCCGAGUUCAACCCCACCUCGCCGCACCCCGUCGUGAUCUUCAUGCCUGAGAUCUCAACGACACACAUGGGGGGCACGAUGCGGCUGGGCUUGCGGCCUACGGUGUUUGAGCCAGGUAGUGAGGACUGGUCGCGCGUGCGCAAGCUGUACGGUGGUAAGGGCAAGAUUUGGGAACGACAUCGCCACAGGUACGAGGUCAACCCGGCGUAUGUCGACAAGCUCGCGGCGAGCGGGAUGAACUUCGUGGGCAAGGACGAGAAGGGCGAGCGGAUGCAGGUGUGCGAGCUGCGGGAACAUCCCUUCUUCGUCGGCCUUCAGGCUCACCCCGAGUUCUGCACCCGCCCACUGAACCCGUCCCCCAUCUUCAUUGGGUUCGUAGCGGCGUCGUGCGGACCUAAGGUCCUCGAGGCGCAGAUAAAGAUGCAGCUGCAGACGUUCGUCCCACCCCAUCCCACAGGCUCGAUGGUCAGCGAGGCCGAGCUAAAGAGCGCCUCGGAGGCGAUCGAGGCUGCUGCGAAGGCAAAGGCAAAUGGGAUUCAGGGCGACGUGAAUUCGGACCCGGAGAGCAGGCAUAUGAACGUCGUCCAGGUUGUCAAUGCCGAUAUUGCCCGCCCUUUGCUGUCCUCACAGCUCGAUGUGACGCGGAGGAUGGACUCUGGUACGCUGGAGAGGCCGUUGACGCUUUUGGACACAACACUCGUACAGAGCACUCUGGUUGCAUGCAUGACGCUUUUGAUUUACGACUACAUCUGCACCCUUGAUCAAGAGGUUACUUAUGUCUGGAAAAACUUCCAGUGGUCUGUGGGCAUUGUGCUGUUCCUUCUGAACAGAUAUCUACCUUUCGUUGAUACCGUUAUGUCCUUACGACUCAAGUUCACCGUGGUCAGCCCUGAGACAUGUGACACACAGUUCAAGGUCGUCACUUGGUACAUCGUCUCUGGGAUAAUCAUUUCAGAAGGGAUCCUCCUUCUGAGAACUUUCGCACUUUGGGAGCGAAAGCGAUGGAUUGGCAUCCUUCUCUCCGUAACAGCCUUAUGCGCUUUUGUCCCUGCGAUUGUGGUCACUCAGCUGGAAAUUCAGUCCUUGAGAUAUGCCCAAAACGACAUUCCUGGUUGUCGAAUAACGCACGCAAGCCCGAUAAUCAUUGUAGCCUACAUUCUCUUAAUGCUCUGCGAGACGAUGAUGGCGGUUUUGACUGGGAUCAAGGCAGUCCGACAUCUUCGGCACUCGCAUGCCCCUUGGGUAGUACAGCUCUACCGCGACGGUCUUUUGUUCUAUGUAUACCUCGCUCUAAUCUCGAUUGCCAAUGUAUUGGUCCCUAUUUUUGGUCCUAGAGCAUACGCCAACACACUCGCGACACCCCAACGCGUCAUGCACUCUGUUCUUUGCAACCGAGUGCUCUUCCUCAUCUUCCGCCAACGGUACGGCGCGAACAUGACGGCGCGGCAGCCCCCAGCCCGCACGCCAUCGGGUGGCGCCCUCAGCUCGACCCUCGCCGAACCCAUCUUCACGUCCUUUUUCGACGAACAGCUUAGCACAAACAUGACGAUCAUCCCGCAUGGUGGCCCUAGCGGGCCUCCUCUAUCCACUUGGUCAAUAGAUGGGCGGUCUUAUGAUUUAUUUACUCUUUCACUUACUGCUGCCGACCCAAAGGACGAACCAGCGCCGAUCUCAUGCCUGAUCAACCCUCUCCUCAUCCCAUUCCUGCCCUCGCCGCUCCCCUCACGCCAACAACCACCUAAAGACCCCUCCUUCGCCAUACUCCCAACGCCAAACAAGGGUACCGGGAUGUUUGCCAGGCGUUCCAUUCCCGACGGCGAGCUGAUCGUGGUUGAGCACCCUGCUUUGAUCAUACCGUCAGGGCAAUUCCCCGACGCAACGUAUGAGGCUCUCGGGGCGGCGCUUCCAGAGAAGAGGAGGCAAGAAAUGGGGAUGAAUGCGCUGGUGUUGGAGUUGGAUCCGGAGGGACGGCUGGGGGAGGGGGAGAUCUACGGGGCCGUGUAUCCGUGCAUUAAUCGAUCCAACCACAGCUGUGGGCCAAAUGCUGCAGUCAAGUGGGAUUUGGCCACGCUCUCUCUGUCGUUGUAUGCCCUGCGCGACAUCAAAGAAGGCGAGGAGGUCCUCAUGUCGUACGUCAACCCCAUCCUUUCGCGUGCCUCGCGGACGCGGACGCUGAAGACAAACUACCGCUUCACCUGCGACUGCCCUUGGUGUGACAUCCGCCAGGAUGGCUACACCUCGCAAGAGGCCUUCACAUCCGCUGAAUUGGCAAGGAUCAAAGAGUCGGACACGCGCCGCGAGCAGCUCGGGACAUGGAUCUUCACGCAUCUGAGUUACAAGAAAUGGAGUACGGACCUGUGUCGGGCGGAUGAUCUUUUGAUCAAGGCGCACAAGGAAGCGCUCGUCCUUAUCGAGAUCGAGAAUGUGUAUGCUCUGCAGAACCUGUUCAUCGAGGAGAUCGCGAUGGCGCAUGCGACCUUGGGCGAUGUGGAUGAGUUUAGGAAGUGGGGCGCGAGGUUGGUGCAGUUGUGCCGAGUUGAGGACCCGAAGUUGGCGAAGAAGUUUGAUGGGUGGUUGGUCGAUCCGGAGAAGAGGGUGAAGAAGUGGGGGUGGAGGCGUAAACAACGUGAAUUGAUGAGGAAAGGGAGAAGAAAUGUCGUAGAACCACCUCUUGAAGAUGGUCUCUUCCUCGAUCUUUUCCAAGUCGAAGACGACUGA
This is a messenger RNA of Cyclocybe aegerita, 4029 nucleotides long. The record is from the annotation of a GenBank genome assembly. Lineage: Eukaryota; Fungi; Basidiomycota; Agaricomycetes; Agaricales; Hemipholiotaceae.